Messenger RNA from Phycomyces blakesleeanus NRRL 1555(-), 1385 nucleotides. RefSeq lists its product as hypothetical. Gene Ontology annotation, molecular function: exopolyphosphatase activity. The transcript has 2 exons. Gene Ontology annotation, cellular component: cytoplasm. The record is from RefSeq and is a predicted model, not a curated record. Lineage: Eukaryota; Fungi; Mucoromycota; Mucoromycetes; Mucorales; Phycomycetaceae. Bases 1 to 1209 code for a protein of 402 amino acids.
AUGAAAUCACCUGUCAACGAAUUCCUCGACAGCAUUCAUGCUGAGUUGGCUAAAAAGAGUGACAAGACAAAACUAGUGAUAGUUACCGGAAAUGAUUCUGCAGAUCUCGAUUCAAUCAUCUCUGCCCUGACUUAUGCUUAUAUUAGCCAAAAGUCCAACAAAGACCCUUUAACGAUAUAUGUCCCGCUGGUAAAGGUUCCCAAGGAAGAUCUUUCUCUAAGACCAGAGACAUCCUUUGUUUUCACAAAGGCUGGAAUUGAUGCGGAGAAAUUGGUGUAUAUUGACCAAAUUGACUUGGGGCGAGUGGCUUCUGAAUACGAUGCUCGCGUAUUCUUGGUCGAUCAUAACCGACUGACGGCACCAUUCGGAGAGGAUUGGAACGACCGUGUUAUUGGAAUUUUAGACCACCAUAUAGACGAAGGACAGUACAAAUGGGCAAAUCCUCGCAGGAUUGAAAUUGUUGGAUCGUGUACCUCACUAGUAGUACUUCACUUUGAGGAUUUGUUCAAACAAGAAGAAUAUGCAGAGGAUUUGUCGAAACUUGUACUGGCUCCAAUUCUGGUAGACACAAUCGGAAUGGAACCGUCUUUCGGGAAGCUGACUCCAACAGAUGUUGCUGCAUUUAAUGUAUUGUUGAACUCCUCUCCUGUGAAUACGAGUGAUUAUACAACAAACAGUUAUUAUUAUGACAUUGAAAAGUACAAAUCCGAUGUGAAAGGAAUGUCAACUCGUGAUCUUCUACGAAAAGACUACAAGGAGUGGGUGGUUAAUGGCUUCCGUAUUGGCACAAGCUCUCUUCCGUGGUAUCUUCAAGGCUGGCUACUCCAUCAUGGGCCAGAACAAGCAAUCGCAGAUACAUGGAAAUUUGCAGAAGAACGUAAUUUAGAUCUCGAAGUUAUCUUAACAUCAUAUGACCAUUCCAGAGAUGUGGAGGGAGGUCCUUAUAAACGAGAGAUCGGAUUAUUUGUCAAGAACAACAAAAUGGACUGUAUCAAGAAGGACUUGGAAAAUGGAAAGACACCCCCAGGUUAUGAUAAGUCUAUUGUAUUGGAAAAUCUGAAUAUAUAUUAUGGCAAGGAAGACAGUCGGAUUGGUCUAUAUGAUCAGCAUGAUGUGAAACUGUCAAGGAAGCAAAUAUGGCCGUUGAUCCAAUCACUCAUCGAAAUGGAAUGGAGUAAUCAAACUAGCAAUUUACCGGGAAAUCUCUAGUUCGAUAGUCUAAUUAGGCAAUUCUACAAUCCAACAGUUAUGGGACGAAGAUUAUCUGUCAGCUGUACAUACACCUUAUUCAGAAGUGGUAUUUAUUCUUCUACUCAAUUUUUUCGGCUGUAUUGGUUAUACUUAUAAUAUAAACUUGAAUAGAAAAUAAAUAGAUAAACUCAAAU